Molecule: messenger RNA, 951 nt
Organism: Puccinia triticina
Lineage: Eukaryota; Fungi; Basidiomycota; Pucciniomycetes; Pucciniales; Pucciniaceae
Exons: 1
Coding region: 1-951 (316 amino acids)
Source: RefSeq, a predicted model, not a curated record
AUGGCCAGAAGAAAAACCACUCGUACCAGCGUACUCGUUCGAGCCACCCGUGACCCGACCGCUCCCCAUGAAGAUCAAGGGCCAAUCCAACUUGUGGGUGAAACCGCGACCAAUACCGAGGGCGGAGUGGCCCCCCCUGUUGAUCAAGUCACCGAAUCUCAGUUGCGUUCAAACGUCUUGGCCCCCCGCGGAUCCACUUUAGAUCUCAUCGGCACCGUUCCGGAGCACCUUACAUUCUACCUCAAGCGAGCCGUGAAUUUGGAGAAAAAACCCAGUACAAAGCCCAUCCUUCUCAAAAUCAUCAAGCAUUUCUACCCUGAAUACAAACCGCCCUCCGGCUACUCAAAGGGGAUUCUCAUCAAUUACUAUUCCAGCAAGGUGUACCCCCUCAUCCUAGCCUACCUUGAAACGCAAGAGGCAUCAGACCAAGACGAAGAGAAAGAUGACACCUCGGACAAUGCUGUGAUGAUGGACAACACCAAGCUCACCACACCUCGACUCAACCCGUACAAUAAUAGUAUCACCAUCGCCAUUGUCUUGAAAGCCAUCAAGCACCUACAUCCCAAAGUGAAGCUCCCCGAUACAAUGAAGAAAGACGCCGCCAUCGUAUUUUGGCACAAAUGGGUCUCGCCCCCGCCCGUUGGUGGCUAUCCGGCCCCUUUCACCACGUUCCCAAAGGUGGUUCCGGCCCCGUUCCAUGUUUCUCUUACCAGGGAUCAACUCCGAUAUGCCUUACAAUGCCAUUUUCCUCGGCUGUAUACUCAGAUUAUCUCAGACAAAGACGUCCUGAUUGCACUUUACGAAAUGUUUGUCCUUGAAGAUAUUGCGUCCAAAGUACUCUACAAAGGUAUCGAUUAUCAUAUCCGAGAAGACCCCGCCUCUUUAGCGCCACAACCAGCCGCCUCAGCUCAAAGAAAACAGACUUAUCUCGAGACGACCCCGCCUCUUUAG